AUGUCGCUCAACGAAUUUCUGGGCGAUAGCACUUUCGGUUCUUGGGCAGAUGAAAUGGAUUCCCUCCCGUCAGCUCCUGCCAUCAGGACUGAUGAAGAACGGCUUUCUCGUUCUAAUGAUCGGUUCAGCCGACGGGACGACGCUAUUCAACGGUCCGAUCGCCAGUUUAUCUCACCCCGCGAAGAUGUUCCGCUUCCAACUCGCCCCCCUUACACAGUUUUUGUUGGAAACCUCACUUUCGAUAUAACCGAAAACGAAUUAGAGACGUUCUUCGGCCCCCAUGAGAUCAAGUCAGUCAAAAUUAUUAAAGACCGUGACGAAAAACCCAAAGGCUUUGGUUACGUCGAAUUUACUGAAUUAGACUCUUUGAAGGAUGCCUUGACAAGGACAGGCACGAACUUGUCUGGGAGGACCGUUCGAGUGAGCGUUGCGGAGCCACCAAAAGAACGGUCUGCUUUUGCUGGUGGGGAAGAUGACGCAAAAUUCUCUGGUAGUUGGCGUCGGGAAGUUCCCCCGCCUAGCUCUGGAGGACCUCGUGAUUCGUCGCGACGGCGCUUUGAAGGCCCCGUGGGUGAACGUAUGCCCCCUCCGCCGAGUGUUUCCGAUGAGGCCAGUGAUUGGAGGUCAUCACGGCCUUUCACAAAAGUGCCUGAACCAGACGUACUUCCUAGUAGUCGAAGAGGUUCCGGGCUGUCCACUCCAGAGGGUCAACCUUCUCCUGCCGAUAGAGACGAGCACUGGUCGAUGGGUAGCAAAUUCAGGCCAAGCUUGGCUGACGAAGUGCCGUCUGGAAGGUUUGGCAGCUUAAGGGGCAGAUAUGAAUCAUUUCAGGCAAAGGAUGGCGGCCCUGACGAAGGGGACUGGCGUGGCGGGCGGGCAAGGGCUCAGGGAGGCACCUCGCCAAGCAGUUCAACUCCCCCGACCCCCCAGCUCAGCCGCAAAAAACUGGAGCUACUUCCUCGCUCCUCCACUAGUUCCACUACUCCAUCUCCGUUGUCUUCGCCUAAGAUGUCCUCCAAUCCUCCCGUCCCAAAAGCAAAUCCGUUUGGCGCUGCGAAACCUGUUGACGUCUCCUCCAAGGAACGAGAAGUCGUGGCUCGCCUCGAGAAGGAACGCGAGGCAAUCAAGGAGCGUGUACCGCAACAUUCCAUGUCUCGCACGAGCUCCCGGCAAGCAACUGAGCGAUCUGGUGCUACGAGAACAACACCACCCCAAGCCGUCAGCAGCCCUACCACAUCUCAUUCACCCAUUUCGACAUCAUCGAACGUGAGACCUUCAUUUAGCUUCGCCAACGCAGCUAGCAAAAAAGUGCCGACAGUGAACAGUGAUGGCAGAAGGGAUGGUGAAGGGGGGUUGGUAACUACUACAGAAGGGGUAGUACAGGAUUCCGUCUAG
Messenger RNA from Pisolithus orientalis, 1395 nucleotides. RefSeq lists its product as uncharacterized. Lineage: Eukaryota; Fungi; Basidiomycota; Agaricomycetes; Boletales; Pisolithaceae. Gene Ontology annotation, molecular function: RNA binding. The coding region runs from base 1 to 1395 and encodes 464 amino acids. The transcript is spliced from 9 exons. The record is from RefSeq and is a predicted model, not a curated record.